Messenger RNA from Episyrphus balteatus (marmalade hoverfly), 661 nucleotides. It is a transcript of the gene Grx5, whose product is annotated as glutaredoxin-related protein 5, mitochondrial. Lineage: Eukaryota; Metazoa; Arthropoda; Insecta; Diptera; Syrphidae. The record is from RefSeq and is a predicted model, not a curated record. The transcript has 2 exons. Bases 128 to 586 code for a protein of 152 amino acids.
UAAAAAUUCAGAUGUUUGCGUUGAACACGCUCAGAAGGCCGGUUAGUUGUCAAAAAUUAAAAUAAUUUUCAAUCCAAAAUUAAUUUCGUAAUAAAUUGAAAAUUGGUAAAUAAAGGCAUAUUACGAAAUGACUUCUAUUUUCCGUCAAAUUUUGAAGCAAACCCUAGCUACUGGUGUUGGCAAACAAGUUAAAUUUCCUCAUAGAUGGAAUAGCUCCGGCCAAGAUUUGAAAUUUGAUAAAGAAACCUUUGACAAAUUGGUCAGGACAAACAAAGUCGUAGUUUUUAUGAAAGGUAAUCCUGAGCAACCACGAUGUGGAUUCAGUAAUGCUGUUGUACAAAUAAUGCGCAUGCAUGGUGUUACCUACGACGCACAUGAUGUUUUACAAAGUGACGAACUAAGGCAGGGUGUGAAAGACUUCACUAACUGGCCAACUAUACCUCAAAUUUUCAUAAACGGAGAGUUCAUCGGCGGCUGCGAUAUUGUUCUUCAAAUGCAUCAAAGUGGUGAUCUUAUUGAGGAACUAAAGAAAGUUGGAAUUAAAAGUUUGCUGCUAGAGGAAGCCGAGAAAAAAACUGACAAAUAAACUUUUAAACUUAUUUAAAUUGUAGACUUUAUUUUAAUUAACAAUAAAUGUUUGAACUAGUUUAGUUGAAAUCAA